Messenger RNA from Aspergillus puulaauensis, 897 nucleotides. RefSeq names its product general transcription factor IIH subunit TFB6 family. The record is from RefSeq and is a predicted model, not a curated record. Gene Ontology annotation, cellular component: transcription factor TFIIH holo complex. Lineage: Eukaryota; Fungi; Ascomycota; Eurotiomycetes; Eurotiales; Aspergillaceae. The transcript is spliced from 2 exons. The coding region runs from base 1 to 897 and encodes 298 amino acids.
AUGGCAUCAACUUCUGCCUCCAGCGGCAGCGGGGGAUUCAUGGAAACAUCAGUCCUAUCCCCAGCGCCGUCAACAUCAACAGUCACACCGUCGAUGCUCCCUAAGCAAAGGUCACACCCGCUCCGAGCAGGGUCUAUGAAAGAGACCACCGUGAUAAAUCACGUUGACAAGGCAAUUUUGGCGAUUAAUCGACGGCACGCGAAGAAGUUUAGUAGUGUUUUUGAGCAGCCUCAGGAGCAGGGCCGGAACGGUGCCAGCACUACGUCUACUGCCGGAAGUGGGAAAGGGGACAAGGGCGAAAAGUCUGGCGAACGGGGGUACGAGAGUUUUAAGGAGGUCGUGAAGGAUGUUGAGGCGAUAGUUGAUGUGCUUUGGGUCAGUGGGACUCCGUCUCUUCAAAUACCCUACCUAAUUUCCAUUUCUGUCCUUGUAAACACCUACCUACCAGACUAUCCCUUCAUGCCGAAACCUACAUUUCGGCUUCUCCGCAAGCUAGACUCUUUUUUUGCCUCGUUGAUACUAGGCGAAGAUGCCGAGACCGGCCAGACUCUUUCGGGGUUUGAAGGGCGGCGUAAUAUUGUCUCUACGACGGAGAAAGUGAGGAUAAAGAGUAUUGCGGAGACGGCGAGAGUUCUUGUUGUCGAGGCCGGGGAAGGAGGGGCCCCUGAUGACGACGGCGAUGACCUUGACGAUGAGGAUGAUGAGGAUGACAUGGAUAUGGACAAUGAUGGGUUUGGACUGGGUGAUGCCCCUGGGAAGUGGGAGAUGGAGACAGCGAGGGUAUAUGAGAAAACGAUUCAGUUGUUGGGCGACGAGUUAGGGACAGAGGUGGAGUUUUGUGACGAGGACAUGGCUCGUGGUGACGAGGCAGAAAAUGUUAUAUCUCCUGAUCCAUGA